Molecule: messenger RNA, 810 nt
Organism: Peniophora sp. CBMAI 1063
Lineage: Eukaryota; Fungi; Basidiomycota; Agaricomycetes; Russulales; Peniophoraceae
Source: the annotation of a GenBank genome assembly
AUGCCUCCCGAUCAGCCAGAGACAUCAUCCGACGAUGAGAUCGCCGCGCUAUGGGCUCGCGCAGAGCCUGCCAAGUACCAUCUCAUGCUCUCGGGAGAUGAACAUGAGACGCGCAAGCAGAUGGAUGACUUCCUGGAUUCUGUAACGAACACGAAUCUGGAGCACCUAUACCCUUCCCAACGAUGCUACGUUUGUGAACCUUUGACCUCCGGAGCUGAAACCGUCAACGGCCAGGUCGCCAAGCACGAGAAUGAUCGUUCAGAUGAAGCGCAGGGACAGCCUGGUGUGGGACGUCGUCGUACGGGACGGCUUGUUCAGCUUAUCGACUACAUAUCCUCCACCCCGCUCAAGAACCUGCAAAGAGACUUCGACCACGAGCUCGCGGCAUGCGGCAACGCUGACUGGGACAAGAUAGACGACGCUAAUGCCCUUGAUACGCGCGUCCGUGAGGUGUGCAGGCACCUGGUUGUCGCGCAAUGCCUUCUGUCAGACAUGCAGAAGCUGGGCAACAAGGACCGGACGGACAUCCUCAGGCGAUCGUCUGAUAGGGCGAUGGUCGAGAUGAUCAAAGGGCGCCGUGCUGCUUUCGACGAGAUGCAUGAGAAGCUACAUCAGUCGGCCGUACGUGAGGUCGACCGUUUGCGCAGGCUUCACCGCGACGAGAUCAAGACGCAUCUGAGACUGAAGUUGAAGUCCAUCAUGCUAGAGCACGCAACCACACGCGCAGCUGAGCUCGGGAUAGACCUCUAUGCGCCAUCGGAAGAAGCACCCAAUUCUUCAUCAUUUCCUAUCCUCCUUAGUAUCGAUUAG